Molecule: messenger RNA, 3183 nt
Organism: Zeugodacus cucurbitae (melon fly)
Lineage: Eukaryota; Metazoa; Arthropoda; Insecta; Diptera; Tephritidae
Gene: Ugt50B3
Product: 2-hydroxyacylsphingosine 1-beta-galactosyltransferase
Exons: 7
Coding region: 1065-2627 (520 amino acids)
Molecular function (GO): UDP-glycosyltransferase activity
Source: RefSeq, a predicted model, not a curated record
AAGUUAGUCUGUUGCGCUUGCGGCCAAAGUAAGCUUUGCCGAUCAGCGAUCACCUAGCUAUUACUGUUACUUGGCCAAAACCUUGGCGACAUUAUCACUGCGCAUUCAGUUAGUUUUCGACCGUUGGCGCGUUUACGACGUCUUACCACUGCCCGUUGUGGUGUUGCGCGAACGUAAAGAGGAUUUUGUGUAAAAAAAAAACAAUCGAGACUAUUCGUAUACUUCUUGCGAUUACAGUGUUGCACUGUUGUUUUCACGCUAACAAAUUACUAUUAUUUGGCGUUUUUACUGGCUACAAUAAGCGCUUUCUGUUGAUAACAAGUGAAGCGUGAAAAAGUGACAACAAUUCCGUUGGAUUUCCCUUUCUUCGGUGACGCUACAUGCUAAAAGCCAAACAAACAAAGCAAAGCACAGAAAUUGUAAGAAACUUGCGGUAAAUAGUACAAAAAUAAAUGCAACAACAACAACAUUGAAAUGAAUUGCAGCGCUUAACAGUUGGUGUAAAGCGUAAUCUACUUACGGUUUUUAAUUAAAAAAUAUGAAAUUGAAAUAAAUUUUAAGCUCGGUAAUAGCUGUGUGAAAAAUAGCUGUUAAAUUUGUUGCAAAAAUCUUAAAAUUUUAUUUUUUCGCUUAUUUUAAUUGUGCAACGCCUGUGGUGAAAGUGUGUUGGCGCAAUCAAAAAUCAGAUAUUAUAUAUAUGUGUGCAUAUAUAAAGCGCCAAAAAAGCAUCCAUUUAUAUAUUUGCACCAAAAAUAAAGUUGAAACAAGUGUGCGAAGUAGUCAGUGACCGUUUUGAAAGCCUUCAACGCCAAGUGAAGCUGUGUGGCAACUUGUGGUCGCAUUGUGUUGCAAGCGAGCUACGCUGAUUGGUGCGCAACGUGCAUAUAUAACGGCUAUUUAAGGAAAAACAGGAGACGCCAACUUCCGACAACAAAGCAGCUCGGCGAGCACGCGAGCGUAUAGAAAGGAAGAAAACUUGUUCCAAGGCGGAACGGUUGCGAAAGAUAAAUAAUAUAAAAAUAAACAUAAGCAGCAAUUAAAGGAAAAUCCUGUGAGAUUUCAACAUGGCGAAACGCGUGUGGUAUUGCGUGGCGUUGCUGUUUUUUGUCACCAACAUCAUGGCUGCGGAUAUACUGAUGGUCACAAUGGGCGGCACCAAGUCACAUAAAAUUCCCUUCUGGGAGUUGGCGAAAGGACUGAUACACAGAGGUCACAACAUCACAUUCCUUAAUGGCUUUCCGUCAGAUUUUCACAUUAACGGCUUGCACGAGAUCACACCAGCAGGCUUGGUUGAGUACAUACAGAAUUAUACGAACUGGGAUUUAUUGGGGUCACGCAUGUCUGGCGAGAUGCCUUUAUCUAUGUGGGACGCAUUUCGAUAUGCAUUUCAAUCCUGCGAUGCCAUGCUGGAGGAUGCCGAGACUAAGGCGCUCAUGAAUCGUAACUUCGAUUUGGCUAUCUUGGAUGGCGCAUUUCCCGAGUGCGCACUCGGCAUGGUCUAUCAAUACAAAAUACCGUUCAUGUAUAUGAAUACAGUGGGCUUCUACACCGGCAGUCUGGCGAAGUCUGGCAAUCCCGGCUCUUACGCGAUAACGCCGAAUUUCUAUACAAGCUUUACGGACACGAUGAAUAUCUUUCAGCGUGCGGUGAAUACGGGCAUACAAGUGUUUCAGGAUGUUAUGCAUAAGCUCGUCAUGGCGUUCGUUUAUCGCGUGAUGCGUGAACGCAUUGACAUAAAUAUACCGCAUCCCUAUGACAUCUCGAAGAAUGUCAGCUUCAUACUACAGAAUGGACACGCUGUCGUGUCGUAUCCACGCGCGCUCAAUCCAAAUGUCGCCGAGAUUGCUUGCAUACACUGCAAGCCGGCCAAGCCACUGCCAAAAGAUCUUGAAGAGUUUAUUGCGUCCGCGGGCGAAUCCGGUUUCAUUUAUGUCUCUAUGGGUUCCUCAGUGAAGGCCGCAAACAUGCCGGAGUCGCUGCGUCGUUUGUUGGUGAAAACAUUUGCACGUCUGCCAUAUCAUGUGCUCUGGAAGUAUGAGGGUGAUGCUUCUGAAAUGCAUGACCUCACGGCUAAUGUGCGCCUGAGUCGUUGGUUGCCACAGCAGGAUAUUUUGGGGCACCACAAAUUGCGCGCCUUCGUUACACAUGGCGGUUUGCUAAGCAUGUUCGAGACAGUGUACCAUGGUGUUCCCGUUGUUACAAUGCCAGUCUUCUGUGAUCAUGAUGUGAACUCUGCCAAGGCGGAGGUGGAUGGUUAUGCGAUCAAACUGCAGUUGGAGACCUUAACUGUUAGUCAGCUCUAUAAAGCGAUAAUGAAGGUCAUACAUGAUCCACAAUACCGAAACGCGGCGAGAUCGCGGCAAAGAUUGUUGACUGAUCAACGUACUAGUCCUUUGGAAACAUCCAUUUACUGGACGGAGUAUGUGCUGCGUCAUAAAGGAGCCUACCACCUGCAAUCGCCGGCAAGAAAUAUGAGUUGGAUUCAAUACUAUCUUAUUGACGUAGUCGCUCUCUAUAUGGGCGCCAUCUAUCUAAUCUAUUAUCUGCUGAAACGUUUACUCUCUCGCCCCGAUGUCAUACAUCAAAGCAUACGUCACGCUCAUCACCAUGUCAAAAAGCUCAAAUAAUUACUCAUUAAUUACUAAAGCUCAACUAAUAAUGUUGCUUGGUGAUAUUCAAUUAUGGAAGUGUGUCGCAGUAGAGAGUACUUCCGGCCUCUCUCUUCAGCUGCAAUAUGUUCUUAUUCUUGGAAGAGGACAUUGCUUACAGUGUGUGUGUGUGAAAAUAUUUUCGACUUUUUCUUUUGUGUUGAAAAAGUAACUGUAAAUAUUGUAACUACAUAAACUUAUUUAAUAUUAUAUUUAAUUAUUAUGUGUACAAAAGCGUGUGGCAACUCUCAAAUAUUGUAUAUUUAAAGUGGAAUGAAGAAAAGCUACCGAAGAAAAUUUAAUUACUGUUAAUGUUAUAUGCUUUGGCAUCAUUCAUAUUCUACCAUUAUUAAUGUGUUCUUUUGACCAAAAUUCCGAAAAUUAUUUUAUACAACAAAACCAAAGUCAAAUUAAAUUAAAAAAUGUAUGUGAAAUUUGUUUGAUUUAUUUAAUGUUUGUUUGUUUAUGUGUUAAUUUUCAUUUGGCAAUGUAUAUAAUCUCGCUGUUGUUUAAAAAUGCUUAAUUAUAUAAAUUA